Drosophila innubila is the source of this 3026-nucleotide messenger RNA. RefSeq lists its product as uncharacterized. The transcript has 6 exons. NCBI's taxonomy places the organism in Eukaryota, Metazoa, Arthropoda, Insecta, Diptera, Drosophilidae. Gene Ontology annotation, molecular function: protein binding. Bases 56 to 2899 code for a protein of 947 amino acids. The record is from RefSeq and is a predicted model, not a curated record.
UCUUGAGUCAACGCUCGUGGACAACGCAUCCGUGCCGAGAAUUGAACAGCUUGUAAUGCUAGCUGAAGCCUUGGGCUAUGCCUACUGCUUGGCCUAUGUCUUGACCUUGAUCAGUUGGCCCAGUCAGGCGUAUCCUGUCAAUAGCUAUAGGGAUCUGGACAUUUGCAAUCACUGGAACGGCAGGCGACACUUUCUGGAGCUGGGCGAACGGGGAGAGCUGCAUGCCAGAAAUGUCAGCACCACAGCAUUUCGAAGCUCCCAGCUGAGUCUUAAGAAUGAUCUGUCUGCGCCAGAUGUGUGGUAUCAGUGCCAUCUGGAGCUGGUCACCUGCGCCGAGUGCGUCAUCCGUGUGACCUUCACCCAUGCCAACUUCUCUAAGAGCUGCAGCAAUACGGGUGGCAAGUCCAACAUGUGUCCUUGUGAGCAUAUACAGUUCUCGGAGCCACCUUAUGAUACCACCAUCUCGGGUCAGGAGUUCUGUGGCGAUGGCAAAGUCUUUCGCAGCAAGACAAGAACAUUACAGCUGAAAUUCUUCUACAGAGCUACCAAUGCCCAUGUCUUCUCCCUGCAGUACUUCUCCGAGCGCAACGUCAAGAUUGUGAGUGGUUCACCCAAGCAAUCCAUCGUAGGCAAUGGCAAUGCCAACUCCAUACCGCAGGUUAUAUCGACGCCCUAUUUUCCCAUGGCCUAUCCCAGGGAUUAUGGCAUUGAGCACAUUCUCACCUGCGAAUCGGACAAUUGCCAGGUACGUCUGGACUUUACCGACUUCCAACUGGGUCUGGCCUCCACUCUGGAGAUCUUUGACUCCAAUGGACAGAUGCUGGACUCCUAUACGGGUGAACAUUUCCGUCCUCCCAUCACCGUAAGUAGCGGCAAAUCGUUGCUCCUUCAAUUCCGGGGCAAUUCCGCGACAGGCGUUGGUUUCCGUGCUGAGGUGAGCUUUGUGUCCUCCAAGCAGUUAAAGGACGAGCGUCUGGUGCCAUAUACGGACUGCGGUGGCAUGGUAACUGGACCGGGUGGAGCCAUAACAAUGAUGAACAUGAUAGAGAAUGCCACAGAUGUGCGACUGUUCGACUGCAUCUGGAUUAUAAAGCCAGGCAAUAACUACAUGAUGAUGAAGACGCACAUCUCGUUGAGGGUAGAUGAGUUCUAUGGAAUGGCAGCGCGAUCGGAGCUAACGAUUAGACAGGGCACCACCUCGGAUGCCACAGAGAUAGAGACUGUGAUGUGGCCAAAUAAUGGGUUAAGUAAGGAGAGUCACAUUGCGCCCAUAUUGACGGGCUAUUAUAUACGACUGCGAGGGGUGUUUGGCAUGUCCUCCAAACUGGCCAUUGUCUACAGCGUCUUCAAUUACUUGAAUUGUUACAUUGGUUCGGAGUUUCUCUGCGGGAACAACCAUUGCAUCUCCAUUCGCUUGCACUGCGAUGGCUUCGAUCACUGCGGAGAUGGCAGUGAUGAGCCGGAAACCUGUGAAGAGGAUUGGGCGCAUCUGCAUCACGAUCGACGCUGGUAUUCCCACAAGCCCAAUUACUACUUUCCAAAGAUCGAUCAGUAUCCGGAUUUGAAGACGGCCACAGGGAUCUUCAUCAUCAGCACUUUGGGCAUCUUUGGUGUGCUCUCCGGCUGGAUGGUGAUCCUCUAUCGCAUGGGAGUUCGAGCACGCCAUCAACGCGAAUUGCAGAGUCAUUUGCAGACAAUUAGCGAGCUGUUAGAUCGCCAGGACGAGGAUCGCACGCCGGAUGAGCCGCCCAGCUAUGAGGCGCCACCCGACUACGAGGAGGUCAUCAAGGUGGGCAUGCAGCAGGAGCUGCGUGAGCCACGUCGCCAGCGUCGACGUCCCCGUGCCCGGGAACGUGGCUGCAGUCGUGCUCCAAGUAAUUGUACGAUGCAGUCGGUGGUGCCGCUGCAUCGGAGCUGCAGUCUGGAGGAUCGGGAACAGCCGAGCACGUCGGCAGCAGCCAUGACGCGUGCCGUGGCCUCCACAGACACUUCUCAGGAUGCCAACCAGGCAGAGCAGCAACAACAGUUAGCCCAACGCAUGUUGUUAGCAACUGCAAUCUGUGGCGCUGCAGGCACGUCUGGGUCGCCAGCAGCGGUCACAGGGACAGACGUCGGGGAAUCCCUGGGGAUUUCAGCGUGCCCGUCAUCGAUUCCCAUUGGGCGUGAAUUAUCCACAGCCGCUGGAGCGGCACAGGCGACGACACCCAUCAGCACGGCGGACGACUGCACCGACGCCUUCCGAGACAAUUCACUCAAUAUAUCACUCACUCUAGGGCUGCCCUCCACCUCAGCGGUCACCUCCAUGCUGUCACCAACGCCGUUGCAUAACCAAAGCCUGGCCAGCAAUUGCACCGAGCAUACGUAUUUGAAGCGCUCCUGGCUGUGGGUUCAACAGCCUGCCCAAGGACAACGCUGUCGUGUGCAGCGUCUGCGUCACACCUUCUCCUCCCCGGAAGCCUUCAAUGCCGACGAGCUGAAUCUUCCCUAUCCGGACUUCCUGAGCUACGGCACCAAUUUACCACAUGAGCGCAGCAGCAGCAACUUUGGCUCGGAGCUGUCCAGAGAUCCCUCCAGCUACAGCUUUGAGAAACGCGCGCGACUUGUGGCUGCCGAGCAGAGUGAUCUGGAGGAUGGCUCCGGUCAGACGCUGCAGUCGCAGAUGGAUCCUAACAGCGAUAGCGAUUCGGAGCAGCAGGUGUCCUGCUUUGGCGCCGUCACACAGCGUCCGAAGCGACGUCGCGUCCGGAGUCGAUCCUUUAGCAAUGCUCGAAGAGGAGGCAGUGGGGCAAGGAGACGCCUCAGACCGCGCAGCUCCUCAGCAGAUUUGCUCAUCUAUGCAACCAUGCAAAAGGAGGAGACGGUUGAGAAUGGCGAGGGGCAACGUUUGUUUUUCAUUUGAAGGAUAGUCCAGUUGGAACGAUAGUAUUACGCAUGGUGCAAUGCUGGCUAGGAUCUUAUCACAAUUCAUGUAAUCUAUAUACGUUAACCAAAACUAAAUAAAAGUAUACACAGUUUGUUGAGUUUCA